AUUUGCAUCUCAGGCCGGGGGGCCUCAGAUCCUGCGUCCUCUCAUACCUAUGGCAGGCGCCGAUGCCUCGCCUGUUGUAAUGGCGCGCAUGCUCGGCGACGAAGUCGAACCUACUGUCAAAGUCAAGCUGUAUAAUCUGUGCGCAGAGUACAGUGUUCCCGUAAUACUCGAUCUUACUGGGAUGGACAAAGAAGUUGAAACAGAAGCACUUGUGAACGAGAUGGCACAGUCAGUGGCCAACCUCGCGAUGGCACAGAGCCCCAGCAAGCUUGCGCGUAGUCCUACAAGCGAUCUCUCGGGCACUUCCUCGAAGAAGACCAACAUCAGUCUCCUUGUGCAUGACUCUGCGCUAGGCUUGACUCCGCAGAAGCUACCUUCCAAAGCGAUGCUGGUUCUGUCCGAUAUUCAUCUUUCUACUGUAGUUCCGCCUGCCGACAGGAUGAGCGCCAAGGUGGAGUUGCGCAAAGCUGCCGUGUUUGUGACGGAUCGAUACUCUGCGGACAUGAACGACCAACCCAUCCCGACUCACGUAUCGUCAAACGUGCUCAACACCACGCAACGUCUUGCGAAUUCUUUAGUCAGGCAGGGCUUCGUAUCCGUGGGCUCAGUCAUGGCAGCAGAAAUUGUCAUUCGAGCACAGGACUCUGACCAACUGAAUGGAGCCAAGGCAGUCGAAGUAGAUGUCAAGAACGAGCUUUUCUUGCUCGAGACUUGCGCCGACUCUACACAAACUCUGAUUGCUAUUCUAGGUGAUCUCGCACCUCCAACACCACCCAACAAGGAACCGAAGUAUUUGACUCAACCAAUGCAGAUCGAAGACAUGAUGGCUUCGUUUACCGGUGACCCUUUCGUCCAGCCCGAGGAGCAGCCUGAAACACUCUUUGACGUGGAUGACGCCCACGGCGAUGAACUGGAAAGCCGGUUGGGAAUCUCAAUGCGGGACGAUGACGAGACCAAUCAGCUGCUUGCAGAGUCAGAGAUGAAUGCCAGUCUAUAUGGACCAGUCAGCGGAGUUUUUGGCAUGGACGAUGAUCCGGACCGGGAAAGCUCAGCGGGCGACCACACAGAGACCGCGGAAAGUCUCCUCGAGGAAGAUCCUUUCGAGAUGCCCACUUCACCUGAUGAGAUGCAACUUGGCGAUGCAGCUCUUGUACGCGAGCUCAAGAAGCAGCGUAGACCAGCCUCAGAUGCCGAGCCUGUUGAUCUCGGUCUGUACGAAAUCGAAGAUCUUGGCUUUGAUGCACUCGGCAGUGGACAACAAGCUCUGGGAAGUCAGUAUCGGUUCAACGCGCCUUACAUUGGCGGACGCCAACGACGUGGAAAUGCUUCACAAGACGUACCCUUCCGUUUGCGUCUGCGAGACUUUCACGUUAUAUGGCACAUUUAUGAUGGCUAUGACUGGCAGCGCACCCGAGACGGAAUUGUCGAAGCAGUCGAGCAGGUGGAGAUGCGAGCUGAAGAGCGUCGUGCCAAACAUCGCCAAUCUCUACAAGAUCGCGAAGAUGACGAAGCGGUCAUCGGAGACUUCCUCUUCAACUCAAUCUACAUCGGCGUUCCAGCAGAUCACGAUGCGCAAGAGCUUCGACGGCAGAUUAACCGAAACAUCGAUGAAGAUGUCAGCGAAACAGCCAGCAUCCCCGUUUCCGGUAUGUCUCGGCCCACCACUCAGUACUCUGCAUCCGGCCAACCACGCCAGCGACAGCGAAGGCGCCUCAAGCUUGGUCGCAGCAAGAGCCACAAGAUUGCAUUUGAGCUCAAAGGCGUCUCGGCUGAUGUGUCGGUUAUGCCGCCAGGCAGCGGAGAAGUCGUCAGUUCUGUUGAUCUGCGCCUCAAGGAGUUUGAAAUCUUUGACAAAGUGCCCACCUCGACCUGGCGGAAGUUCUUGACACAUCUCGACAACGACCCUUCCAAGCGCGAGAUGUGCAAGCCAAUGUUCCACAUUCAGCUGGAGAACGUCAAGACACUCGAAAGCCAUGCAGCUUCAGAGAUCGUGCUGCACGUUUCAGUGCUUCCGCUACGACUUCAUGUUGAUCAAGACGCUCUUGACUUCAUCACCCGCUUCUUCGAAUUCAAGGAUCCAGAAAUGGUACCCUCUGGUGAUCCAGGAGAGCAGCCCUUCCUGCAGAGAGUUGAGGUUGAUACCGUCGAUAUGUGUCUCGACUACAAGCCGAAGAAUAUUGACUAUGCGGGUAUUCGUUCGGGAAAAACAACCGAGUUCAUGAACUUUGUCACCUUAGAAGGCUGCAAUAUCCGGCUCAGGCACGCCAUUGUGUACGGCUUGAGAGGUUUCGAUGCCCUGCAUCCUACGCUGAACGAUAUAUGGAUGCCCGAUAUCAAACGCAACCAGCUUCCGCGUGUCUUGGCUGGUCUCGCACCUGUCCGUAGCCUGGUCAACAUUGGAAGCGGCAUGAGAGAUGUCGUUGCAAUUCCAGUGCGAGAAUACAAGAAAGACGGGCGCAUUGUACGAAGCAUACAGAAGGGGGCUUUCCACUUCGGCAAGACCACCGCAUCCGAACUGGCCAGACUUGGGGCCAAGGUCGCCCUUGGAACUCAGACGAUGCUAGCAAAUGCGGAAGAGUUUCUCGCGCCUGAAGCUUCUGCCUCACGGCGGCCUGGAUCAGCUCGCCAUGUCUCGUCCGACCAGGGCUGGCAUGACGUGGCCUCGGAUGAUGAUGAGCCAGAGCAGCGUGUAGUCUCUGCUUAUGCCAACCAACCACUCGGAGUGCUAUCAGGCCUUAAGAGCGCCAGACGAUACUUGGAGCAUGAUCUUCUGACUGCCAAAGACGCUCUGAUCGCAGUGCAAGGCGAGGUCUUGGAGAGCCGCGGGCCCGGUGGUGCGGCUGCAGCUGUCAUCAAGCAUGCUCCGACUGUAAUCCUACGACCUGUAAUCGGUGCCACCAGGGCGGUUGGAACGACUUUGCUCGGAGUCGGCAACCAGAUCGAUCGUGGAAAUUUGAGGAAGGUUGAUGAUAAAUACAAGAGGCGCUGAAGGUGUGGAUGUGGAUGGAUUUGCCACUUCAAUUGCACAGCGCAACGGCGUGGCGUUUGAUUGGCAGCGCAGCUGCCAAUCUAGACACCGCGGCCACCGCCCGCGAAAAUCCAAGUUGUCCGCCAAGACCGAAAUGAUUGGCUGAGAAAUUUCGCAGAAGUAAUAUGCAAUCAAAGAUUGAAGGGAAAUUUGACUUACCCCGGAUUUCAGCGUAGAACGUCAAUCGAAACAAAGAUUGAAGGGGAAUUUAACUUACCCCGGAUUUCUUAGCUUAUUAGCUAGGGUAUUAGCUUAAUAGUAGUAAUAUUUAAUUAAAG
Molecule: messenger RNA, 3306 nt
Organism: Pseudocercospora fijiensis CIRAD86
Lineage: Eukaryota; Fungi; Ascomycota; Dothideomycetes; Mycosphaerellales; Mycosphaerellaceae
Exons: 2
Coding region: 50-2989 (979 amino acids)
Biological process (GO): piecemeal microautophagy of the nucleus; autophagy of mitochondrion; reticulophagy
Cellular component (GO): extrinsic component of membrane; phagophore assembly site
Molecular function (GO): phosphatidylinositol-3-phosphate binding
Source: RefSeq, a predicted model, not a curated record